Phycomyces blakesleeanus NRRL 1555(-) is the source of this 489-nucleotide messenger RNA. RefSeq lists its product as hypothetical. The record is from RefSeq and is a predicted model, not a curated record. The coding region runs from base 1 to 489 and encodes 162 amino acids. NCBI's taxonomy places the organism in Eukaryota, Fungi, Mucoromycota, Mucoromycetes, Mucorales, Phycomycetaceae. The transcript has 2 exons.
AUGAUGAAUUGCGUCAAAUACCACCUUUCCAAAACUCGCCACCAACACCACCACCCUUACUCUAGUGAACCUUCUCUUGCACCUCAUCCAACCAGACGUCCUGUAAACACGUCUCAAUACCGCAAACUUAAACCGAUUACUCACGGUAUCAAACCCCAUUCCCAGCAAGCCAAUACAAAGUGUCCAGAAGAAUGGAGUCAUGCCAACAUACAACCUCAAUUCUAUUCCACAUUUUCACUGUCAUCCUUUGAUUCAAGUAUUUCGGAAGAUGAAGAAGAAUACGAGUUCUUUAUUCCCACCAGCCCUCACUCUGCAAAAUCCAUGGAUCUCGAAACACUUAUAUUUGACCAUCCUUCUGUAACCAUAAAAUUACGCCUGUCGCCUCAUAGAGAAUUAAACAGUUUCUUCUGUUUCAAUCAAUGUGUUAACUUUCAAACUUUCAAGGGGAAUCGCAUUGGUCCAAAUUUCACUUUGCGAGUGAUUGAAUAG